AUGUCCAAUAUUCCUGAAGCCAUUCUUGAAAAGCUAAAGGAACAAGAUUCGGUUUCUACAUUUUCCGGAUCACUACCACGUGUUACCGCAUCUUCAGGCUCUACUUACUUUGUUAAAAUUGGAUCACCUGCAGAAGCAGCGCAGUACAGCGGCGAAGCCCUAUCUCUGAAGUUGAUGAACGCAGCAGCGCCAGGGAUAGCUCCUCGAGUUAUAUCCUCGGGUACUCUAGAAAUCUCGAAGCCGUAUUUCAUAUCUGAAUACAAAGACAUCGGCUCGCUUUCUUCCAAGGCGGCGCAAACUCUUGCGAAACGGAUGGCGACUGAGCUGCACUCUGAGGAGCAUGCUUCGCUGGAGGGGUUUGGCUUUUCCAUUCCGACUUACUGCGGUGUGACAAAGCUUUCUAAUGGAUGGUUUGAUACCUGGGAUAAAUGUUAUGCUUCUAUGGUUGGUGACCUUUUGUCUCAACUCGAGAGUAAAGGGAGAUACCAGCAUCUGUGCCAGAAAGGACGUCGGGUGCAGGCAGAAGUCAUACCUAAGCUUCUAGGCCCCCUUGUUAUUAAGCCAGUAAUUUUGCACGGUGACCUCUGGAGUGGGAAUGCGGGUGUCGAUAGGAAAACAGGAGAACCAGUCAUCUUUGACCCCGCCUCGUAUUACGGUCACAACGAAGCCGACCUUUCCAUCGCCAAAAUAUUCGGAGGAUUUCCUUCCGAAUUUUAUGACACGUACCAUCAAUACCGGCCAAAGUCAGAACCCGUACAUCAGUACGACCUGCGCAUGGAUUUAUACGAGUUGUUCCAUUACCUCAAUCACACAUUAAUUUUUAGAGGACAUUACGCUGGGAGCGCAGAAAAAAAGAUGGACAAUCUGCUUCGAGCUGAGUUAUGA
Molecule: messenger RNA, 885 nt
Organism: Psilocybe cubensis
Lineage: Eukaryota; Fungi; Basidiomycota; Agaricomycetes; Agaricales; Agrocybaceae
Exons: 6
Coding region: 1-885 (294 amino acids)
Source: RefSeq, a predicted model, not a curated record